Molecule: messenger RNA, 372 nt
Organism: Entrophospora sp. SA101
Lineage: Eukaryota; Fungi; Glomeromycota; Glomeromycetes; Entrophosporales; Entrophosporaceae
Source: the annotation of a GenBank genome assembly
AUGGCAAAGAAAAUAUUUGUUCAAAACGAUAUCAAAUCAAUUAAAAAUACUAAUAGAUUAAAAAAUUUAUUAUCUUAUGAUAAAAACGAAAAGGAAGAAGUAAACAGUGAAAAUCAAAAUUUCAAUAUGGAAUUAAUAAAUACAAUAAUAAUUGAACCAAAGAAAUUUAAAUUAAACUGGGAAAAUUUCAAAUUAAAUAAUGAAUUUUCUAUACCAAUUGUAAAUCAACAAAUUUUACAAAACUCAACGAUUCAAGAUGUUGAAUCAAUUCUUGAAGAUAAUUUAUUUGUUAUAAUUGCUUCUGGUGUUAGUGGAAAUAAUGGCGAUAUUUGGAAAUUGUUUUUUUACGGAAUUGAGGUAAUAUGUGUAUAA